Messenger RNA from Diplodia corticola, 1845 nucleotides. RefSeq names its product c2 domain-containing protein. The coding region runs from base 1 to 1845 and encodes 614 amino acids. Gene Ontology annotation, biological process: positive regulation of gene expression. The transcript has 3 exons. Lineage: Eukaryota; Fungi; Ascomycota; Dothideomycetes; Botryosphaeriales; Botryosphaeriaceae. The record is from RefSeq and is a predicted model, not a curated record.
AUGACCGCGCCCCCCUCCAGCCAGCCCGACCACGGCCACGACGCCCUGGACGACGACGGCGCUGCUGGCGCUCCCUCCGGCCAUGAGAACCCCGUGCAGGACGUCGCCGCGAGCCACGAGGAACCCCCGCCCCCGGGCGGCUUCAGCGACACGCCCGUCCCGCAUGCGACGCCUGGCUUUACCCUCAAGUUCACCUUCCACCGCGCCAACCACCUGCCCAUCGCCGACAUCAACACCAUGUCCUCGGACCCCUACGUGCUCGCGCAGCUGAACACGGCCCUGCCCCCGCGCCACAAGGAGGACCCGCUGCUGCGCAUGCGCUCGCCCACGGUGCAUCGCUCGACCGAGCCCGUGUUCGAGUGCGAAUGGAUCGUUGCCAACGUGCCCGCCUCGGGCUUCAAGCUCAAGGUCCGUCUGUACGACGAGGACCCUGCCGAUCACGACGACCGCCUGGGCAACCUCCACAUCAACGUGCCCCAGCUGUCCGAGGACUGGGAGGGCAUUCACCAGCAGACCUACAAGCUGAGGAAGCGCCUGGCCAGCAAGCGCGCCUACGCCUUGCGCGCCGCCGCCGUCGCAGUGAACAAGGCUGAGCACAUGGGCGCCGAGAUCGUCGUCAGCAUCGAGCUCCUUGGCAGGACUCAAGACCCGUACAACGAAGGCGGCAGGGCGUACACGCUCGGGCCGCUGCUCUGGUACAGGCACAACUCGCCGCUGCUGGGCCGUAUCGUGAACCGCACCGACAGUGGCGGCGAUGAUGAAUCGAACCAUCCGAUCAAGUACGACAGGCACGGCAACAGAAUCAACAGAUACAACUUCCAGGCGAACGAGAUCCAGCUCCGGGGCCCUGUUCCUCCCGAGCUGUACCAUCGCUACGUCGAGUUCAAGCCCUUUGUCAGGUCCAUGUACACGGCAAAGGGUGUGCGAGGCUUCCUUUUGUCAAAAGCGCUGCACCACCAGCACGCGAGGGUCUACAAUUACGACAAGAGCACAUCUUGGGGCAAAUUCGACGAGCCCUGCUUUGAGCAAACGAUGAAGUUCCUCGAGCUCGUGCACUUUGACCAGGGCGGCCGCAUUUUCACCUACGUUUUGACCCUGGACGCUCUGUGGCGAUUCACGGAAACGGGAAAGGAGUUUGGCAUCGACAUGCUGAGCAAGCAUACCAUGCACAGCGAUGUAUCGGUUUAUAUCGCCUUCAGCGGCGAGUUCUUCAUCCGGCGCCUCAAGCACCCACACCACCGGGCGGAUGCUGAAGAUGAGGGUGAACACCAGCACCAUCAUCAUUCUCACCACCGCGAAAGGAGCGGGGACAACUCGACGCAUCCGCCAGACGACAUCUCCGGCGGACCUCCUGUGGACGAGCCGCCCAAGGAUCCCAAGCACUACGAACUUGUCAUCGACAACGACUCGGGGACCUACCGGCCCAACGCCAAGCUCCUGCCUCUGCUCAAGUCCUUCAUGGAGUCGCGCCUCCCCGGCCUCAAGGUCACCACGCUGGAUUGCCAGGCCGAUGCGGACAAGAUGGCGCGCAUGAAGCAGGAGCAGCGCGACCUCAAGGCCCGCGAGGGAGACCAGAUUGUCUACCACCAGCUCAGCGAGAGCGACAACGACAGCAGCAGCCUCAGCAGCUCCGACGAGGACGAGUUGGAAGAGGCGGUGCAGAGCCACCACGCGCGGGUCAGGGACGACCAUGUCCUGCACGCCUUCGGCCACCAAGCGCGUGCUCAGCAACAGGCCAAGGCGCAACACCUGAAGAGCCUGGCGCACAGGCCCGGCUCGGGGAUGACUGGCCAUAAGGGUCACCCGGAUCCGGUCGAGGCGCCUGAUGUUGGCGCGCCGCAAUAG